Molecule: messenger RNA, 7289 nt
Organism: Amphibalanus amphitrite
Lineage: Eukaryota; Metazoa; Arthropoda; Thecostraca; Balanomorpha; Balanidae
Product: neurogenic locus notch homolog protein 3-like
Exons: 3
Coding region: 148-6801 (2217 amino acids)
Biological process (GO): monoatomic ion transmembrane transport; establishment or maintenance of epithelial cell apical/basal polarity; heterophilic cell-cell adhesion
Cellular component (GO): protein-containing complex; plasma membrane
Molecular function (GO): monoatomic ion channel activity; calcium ion binding; transmembrane signaling receptor activity
Source: RefSeq, a predicted model, not a curated record
UGAGCCUUGCUUUGAGCAUUUAUUUGUGUUGGCUUUAUAUCACAUUGCUAUAAUUUCGCAUAUCUGAUAUGCAUAUUAGUACGUCAUGGUUAAAUUCAAUUGUUUGUUCAUCAAAAUUAGCAUUUAUCUCAUUUCAGUUUACCUGUCAUGAGAUGGGUUCAAUUAUGUGCCAUUUUCGCUAGUCUCAUCAUUGGCUGCAGUCACUGGUUUCCAAGGACGCCGGAGGUGAAGUUUUAUCGUCUACACCGUGAUUUGCUGAAGGUGACCCGAGCAAGCCGCUGCCGAACAGACGUUUUACGGUGCGGAAAACAGUUUCCAGACCGCGCUUCCUGUCGACUGGUGGUGUACAGAGAGGCCGGCACAGCCUGGCUGAUGCCGGCCGGUCAGUCGGGCCGCCUCCGCUACUGCCGCUGUCACCCGGCCUGGUCGGGCAGCCGCUGCCAGCGCGCUGCCAACCCCUGUCAGGCCUCCCCUUGUGCCGCCGGCCGGCGCUGUGUCCGAAGUACCACCUCUGCCACCGGCUAUUCGUGCCUCUGUGCCGGUGGCGAUGGAAAUUGCUCACCGGUGGCUGCCCGCUCGCCUCGGCUGGCCGGCGGCACCUGUCGCGGUCGACCCUGUGGUGUCGGAUGGCACUGCAAGGAGGACCCAACACAACCAGCCGGCUACUCUUGCGGUUGUGACCGGAAGCCCGGCUACCAACCAGCCUCAGAAACCGACCCCACCUGUGUGCGAGCUGAUUUGUGUACGGCGCACCGGCCCUGUCGACACGGUGGAACCUGCCUGAGCCUUACCGGCGACUACCGGUGCCAGUGCGCCCCAGCCUGGACCGGCCGCAGCUGCGAGGCGCCCCUCAACCCGUGCCAUGAUGCCGAGCUCUGCACGGCCGGCUGGACGUGCCGCCGCGAGCCGCGAUCCCGAGCUGGCUACUCGUGCGGCUGUGAGGAGAAGCCCGGAUGGGCGCCACGCUCCGAGGACGACCCGCAGUGUGUGCUCCGAGACACGUGCCUCGCUCGCAGCCCGUGCCUCAACGGAGGAACAUGCGAGUCGGGCCCCAAAGACGGUUUUACGUGCCGCUGUCCCCCUGCUUGGCAUGGUGACACAUGUGAGAAACCACGAGACCCGUGUCGGACAGGUAACCCGUGUGGUGAGACGUGGAAGUGUCACAGAGACCCGGACUCACCGGCAGGCUUUUCGUGUAACUGUGGCUCUCGGCCGGGGUGGGCGGCCAAGUCGGAAGAGGACCCACGCUGUGCCGUAUCCGACCCCUGCCUGACCGGCUCGCCGUGCCUGAACGGAGGAAGCUGCCAGUACCUAUCACCGGGAGAGUUUAACUGCCAGUGCCGGUCGGCCUGGACCGGCCGCACGUGUGACGUGCCACGUGACCCGUGUGGUGAGUCGGACACGUGCGGCGCGGGCUGGAAGUGUCGCCGCGACCCGAGCGCCGCGCUGGGCUACACGUGCGGAUGUGACCACCGUCCGGGCUGGCGGGCCACGUCUGCCACCGACCCGCGCUGUGUGCUCGUCGAGCCGUGCCGAGCCAAAGCUCCCUGCGGUAACGGCGGCACCUGUGUGCCCACUAUGGAAGACGGAGAGCCGGGGUUUCGGUGCCAGUGUCCUCUAGCCUGGGGCGGCCCCGUCUGCGCGGAGCCCCGGAACCCGUGCGCCGCUGGGGACGCGCGCUGCGGUGCCGGCUGGUCCUGCCGUCGAGAUGAGACGAGUAAAGUCGGUUAUAGCUGCGGCUGUGAGACACGCCGCGGCUGGAGGCCGCGCUCCCUGGACGACCCGAGUUGCGUCCGGUCCGACUUCUGUCGGGUGCGGCGGCCCUGCCGUAACGGCGGCCGCUGCGGACCGGGCACCACCACGGAGCCAUUCACCUGCCGCUGUCUGGGUGGCUGGCAGGGGCCGCUCUGCCAGCAGCCGCGCGACCCGUGCCGACUGGGCUCACCCUGCGGCGCUCAGGAUACCUGCCGACGUAACGCCACCGCUCGGACCGGCUACAGCUGCCACUGCGAGCUGCGGCCCGGCUACCGGCCCCAUUCGGGCUCCGACCCACGCUGUGUCCUCGACGACGCGUGUCUGGCACAGGCACCCUGUCUACAUGGUGGCUCCUGCACGCCUGGUCGCGCUGGUAAGCAGAGCUUCACGUGCACGUGCACGGCGGCCUGGUCGGGAGACCGCUGUGAGCUGCCGCGUGAUCCCUGCGUCCAAGAACCAGAGACGGUGACUCGCGUGUGCGGUGCUAAAAGCGGCUGCUCGAGGGACACGAGCUCCGAGGUCGGAUUCGCAUGCGACUGUGACGCUCGGCCGGGCUGGCGGCGCCGCUCGAGCGCUGAUCCAGGCUGUGUGAUACAAGACGCCUGCCUGGCGCUGAAGCCGUGCCGACACGGAGGAACCUGCCGUAACGUGGCGGACCAGGCUGACGGCUUCUACCGCUGCUUCUGUCCCCCGGCCUGGACCGGUCGCAACUGCUCCGAGCCGCUCGACCCCUGCCUGGACCCCAAGAACGUCUGCAACGACGGCUUCCGCUGUCGACGUAACCCAGAUCGGCCUUUGGGCUUCUCCUGCGGCUGUGACGAGAAACCUGGAUACCGUCCCAGUUCACCGACCAAUCCAGAGUGCGCGGUGUACGACACGUGUCUCGCCCAGGAGCCGUGCGCGAACGGUGGCCUCUGCUCCCCGGUCGGCGAGCGCAACUACUUUUGCGAGUGCAAGAAAAGCUGGACAGGGAGGACGUGUGAGAUCGUACUUGUGCCAUGUGAGGGAAUCCAGCACACAUGUGGUACCCGUUGGCGGUGUCACGUGGACAGUAAACAGCCACUGGGAUUCACGUGCGGCUGCGGCUGGAAGCCCGGGUGGGUAGCUGCUGAGGACGGCCAUUGUGUGGUCGCCGAUGCGUGCUUGGCGUACGCACCGUGCGCCAACGGCGGCACGUGCAGCGCUGAGGGCGGCACCCUGUACUCGUGUCGCUGCCGUGCCGGCUGGGGCGGCACCACGUGUGAGGCGCCUGUCGACCCGUGUACCGAAGGAGAGCCGUGCGGCUCCGGAUUCACGUGCCGCCGGGAUACUCAGAGCAGCACGGGGUUCUCCUGCGACUGUGAGCGACGGCCCGGCUGGAGACGUCAGUCUGAAGACGACCCACGCUGCGCUCUUUAUGACGUCUGUCUGGCCGAUCCGCCGUGCGCGGCCGGAGCGCGGUGCCUAUCGCUGAGCGGCGGCGCGUUCCGCUGUGUGUGCCCUCCGGAGCGGCGCGGGACUCUCUGCGAGCAGCCGGUGGUGACCUCGGCUCCUCCGGCGCCCGUGCCUCCUCUGGUGCCGGCGCUCCUCCCAGAGCCGUCCUCCUCACCGUCUCCCGAGGAUGAGGACGAGGAGGAACCCAUGGGUGUCCUCAGGGAGCAGCCGGCCUUCAAACCGGUGCCGGACACACCAGUGCUGGUCGGCUUCAGACGCUUCCUGGAUGAGCUGGCCGUCAUAGCGCCGAAGCUGAAGUACGUGUUUAUGCUGGUGGGUCUGCUGAUUCUACUGAUACUGCUGUUCCUGGUGUGUUUCGCCUGCUGUCGGAAACUGUACCGCUCCCGUCGCCGUGACCGCGAGUGCGAGUACCUGCUGAAGAAGGCCGAUAUGGACCGUCGCUGCGAGCAGUACCUGCAGGCCAAGUACGGAUACGGUGCGCCGUGCGAGCCUGCGUACCCGGCGGCCGACCCGUGCGAGCCGUACCCUGCGCCGGAGCCGUGCGAACCGUACGGCGAGGAGGAUCAGACGUACUGGGACAGCACGGAGCCGUACCCGAGCCGCCAGUACGUACCGGAGCCGAGCUCAGAUGAGAGCAGCAUUGAGAGCACGCUGGCCACACUGGAGGCCAGCGUGCGUGGCGCCGUCGGCGGUCUGCGACGAAUGUACGGACGUCUGCUGGGCAGUCGUUCGGCACGGAGAGGCGCGCCCGAGCCGCCGAAUGGGCGCCGAAGCGGCAGCCGCAGCCGCAGCCGCCACCGCAGCCGCCGCCGCCGCCGCCGCCACCGGCCCUCCCACGAUCGGGUCGGCUCAGCCAGCAGCGGCGUCUCCUCCAUGUCAGAUGGGUCAGAGAGCGGAGUUAGCGACGAGUCGACGGUCAGCGGCGGUACGGAGCGCGGUCUGUCGGGCGCGGCCGAGCACGGCAAACGUCAAUACAGCACGACCGGGGGCCACGGCCCGCCGGAGCAUGACGGACGCGGCGGCUCCGCGGCGAUCAAUGCCGCGCCGCGAUACCGCCGCGCGCCAGAGGCCGGCGGCGAGCAGCACUCCCGCGGGGACCCGGCUCGGCCCUCGGCCGCCGGCACCGGCACGGCUCCUCCCGACCUCCGGCCGUGGCCGCCGCACGGCCGACAGACCACGGCCGCGGCCAAGGUCGUGUCAGCGUCGUCAGUUCGUGGUGGUCUUCGAACCAGCAGCAGUGGACUUCAGCUGAGACCGGACGGACGUCCGUGGCAGUGUCCACCCGCCCGCCCGACACUGGAGAGCUCUCAGCACUGGCCGCGGGAUAAACCGUGGGGCCUCUAUCGGGAGUCGUCCGUGAGGCUACCUGGAAAGGUCCUACCACAGGAAGCGCAUCCUUACCACUCACAGCCCCGGCCAGACCCGGGAGGUCAGUGGCAGCCACGCCAGUCGAUCUCACUAGAGAUGCAGCCUCUCCAACAACAGAAUGGCGCACAGUUCGGAGGACCGUACCAGCAGAAGGGCAUCGGUCUGGACACGCGCCCCGCGCAGCAAGCAGCGAGGCGACCACCAGCAACAUAUUUCGGAGGAGACCCUUCCGAAGGACGCGCCCUGCCUCAGGAGCCUGUCCGGUAUGCGGACCACGGCCAGCGCUCUGGUCCAUCGACUGUGCCCCAGCCACCGCGGCAGCAGCACGGGGCGCCGCCCUCUUGGGAUGGCUCUGAGCCACCCAAAGCUCGGGGAUGGGGUGCCACUGAGCCGCCGGACGGCACCGUCCUCUGGAGGUCCCCGCUCGCCUCCUGGGAGGAGCUGCAAGUGGACCAGAAGUUCAGGGCACCGCAGACCCGGCCGGCUGACGGCGUCCAAAUGCUCGAUUCGUAUCCCAGGAAUAUCACUGAGCCUCGACCGGCCGCUGUUGAUUGGAGGUCGCAGAACGAUGGUGGCCAGCGACGGGUCAGUUUCGCCGACAGGAGUGGACCGGUAACAGGCGGCGUGAGUCGACCGAGCGCGGCUGGUUCCACCGAGGUCAAUGGGUACCGCCUGGGGACAGAGCCGUCGAACCGAGCCGCUCCUAUCGCCACUGAGCCCACUGAUAGUCGGUGGAGAAUGUUUGACGCGUCAGCGAGUUACGGCGGUAUCGCGAAUGACGACAUAACUCAGCCAGCAGUGUUCGACAACAAAGGCAACGACGUGCUGCGACAUUCCAGAGCCCCGCGAACGUCAGGGGAUGUUCAAUCAUUCUCGCCAGAAGACAGUUCGAAAGCCUGGGAGGACAGGCAGAAUGGAGUCGUAGGUCUUCAGCGCGGCCCGUCCGACGGCCGAUGGAGCUAUUCUCCGUCGGCGACCGAUCAGCCGCGCCCCUCGACUGACGGUCAGCAGCAGUCCUUUGACAGAGCACCUUGGGAGGGCGCUGCGCCGGCCAGUUGGACCGGGGAGACCGAGAACGGCGAUCGCUGGAGGACCGACCCCGCCACGGCGCAUAAAGCGGCUUAUAUGACCACCGACGGCAUCGAAUAUGAACAGUGGGCGGAAAAUUACAACGAAUGGGGAGUUCCUCAACAACAGGAUAGUGUUACACAGCAUGGUGCAGUUCAAGUCGGUGACAUGCAAUAUUUUGAGGAAGGCCAACUUAUCAGCGACAGACCAAAACAAUGUUCAGUCACACUGACUCCGGGAACAGCUCUGAGCAGCGAAGGCUACACAUCAGCAAAUAAUCAAGCGACGGAUGAAUUCAAAACGUAUACCAAAGCCAGUGACACAUACGUUGAUAUGGGAGCCUAUCAACACCCAAGCAAAGAACUUGAGGACGAACUUGUGGACAUAGAAAACGAACAACAAAAGAACGCUCGAAAUUCAAUAACGUCUAUCGUUAGCAAAGGAUCAAUCAGGAAUGACGCGCCCCUGUCCUGGGAUACGGGCGCAGGUAUGGGCGUGGCACCGGCUGACCGGGGCUCUCAGAAAGCCGGUACAUCAGAGACCCACCCGGGUCAGCCGACAGCGGAGGAUGUAUCACUGACCUGCCGGGAUCAGCCGACAGCAAAUACAUUAGUGACUGAUGGAGGCCAGGUGACAGCAAGUGCGACAGUAAUUGCAUCCACAGGAAAGGCAUCAGUCAAUGCUAUUGAUCAGUUAGACCAAGGAAAUGCAUUUGUGAUUCCCAGAAACCAGUCGACACCAACAAAGCCGACUGUGGCUUCUGAGGUAAAGCUGACAGCCACUACGUCAGCAACUGUCGGGGACCUGUCGUCCAAACCGCCGAUCAUACCUCGGCGCAGUUCGUCUGUGGACUGGAGGUCCUCGGCUGGGCGUGCCGUUCCUCCGACAGCCAGCGGCUCGAUCCUUCCGGUGCCGUCCGUACCCGACGGUCCCUCGAGGGAGGGCGCCGCCACCGACUCGGCCGCCCUGAGGACUUCCGACGGACAGCGCCAGAACGGAACUCUGCCCAGCCACACGGAGCUGGCCGCCAAGGGGUGCUCAGUGACUAAUGAGGCCGCGCAACGAGACGAGCGGGGCCGGUCCGCAGUGAGAGCAGCCGCUCGACCGUCCCGGGCCCGCUCCGUACCGCUGCCCGACCCCGAGCUGCAGUAUAUUGACGACAGAUACGACUUUUAGCGGCGCGUCGGCCGGCCGACAGCCAGGAUUGAGCCGGUGAUCCAGUUACCCGGUGUCGGCUAACGCGAUAGGCGGCCUGGCGUCCGAUGACAGGAGCCGGAUCGGCCAGACGGCAGCAAUAUGAUCCACUUAUGGUCCGACCUGGACGACGGUAUUCUAUUCUCGUCGCUGCGCAAAAGGCGAAGUAAUUCGGACAGGGACGAAUCGGAAACUUCGUCAAUGCGAUAUCUGUAAUUAUGACUGUGUGAUGUGAUGUAUCGGGCAGAUGUAAACUGCAUUGUGACACUGCAGGUUUGCUGUAAUGCGUAUUGAAGAAUGCAUGAAUUGCGUAGAUUGAUUGUGUCAUCGGCUUUGAAACGAUGACUGGUUGUCAAAGGAAGUGUCCUUUUUUGCACGUCGCAAGUUAAGUUUUUGCCUAUAUGGGAUCAGAUAGGUAAUGUUUACGAUGGCCUGUGGGUUGAUGAAUAUAAUAAAUGUGUGUUUCUGAA